AUGAACGUCAUCUACUACGCAAGUAGAACGCUAGAUGAUGCUCAAACCCGUUAUGCGACGACCGAGAAAGAAUUGCUUGCCGUAGUGUUUGCUUUUGAUAAGUUCAGGAGCUACAUUGUGGGAUCAAAGAUGGGUUCUCUUGCUUCAAGAGUUCGAUAUCGAGAUCGUGACAAGAAAGGCACCGAGAAUAGCGUGGCCGAUCAUCUAUCGAGAUUGAGGAUUGAGGGAGAUGUUCCCAUCGAUGACUCUUUGCCAGAGGAGCAACUCAUGGCUGCUAAGAUCGUGGAUAGAGGCUAUUUGACCAAGUGCCGGCUGGAAGCAAGAGGAGAAGAGGUUCCUGAAAAGGGAAUGAUAACUUGUUCAGAAGAUGUGUGGCUAAGGAAGGAAGUUGAGGGAAUCUUGUUCCAUUGCCACGGGUCAAGCUAUGGAGGCCAUUUUGCGGUUUUUAAAACGGUCCAGAAGGUGUUGCAAGCAGGCAGGGAACAUCACGGCAGGAACGAGAUGCCUCAGAAUCCUAUCUUGGAAGUUGAAGUGUUUGACGUAUGGGGAAUAGAUUUUGUUGGUCCAUUCAACCCUGCCUCUCACGGCAACUUACAUCUAGUCGCCGUUGACUAUGUCUCAAAAUGGGUGAAGCAUAGCCGCACCAACCAACGAUGCCAAAGUGUCCUCAAGCUGUUCAAGACUAUAAUCUUUCCCAAGGUUUGGGUUCCAAGAUGUGUGAUCAGUGAUGGAGGAUCUCACUUUGUGAACAAGGUGUUUGAGAACCUUUUGAAGAAAUAUGGUGUGAAGCACAAGAUAGCCACACCAUACCACCCUCAAACUAGUGGUCAAGUGGAGGUAUCUAACAAGCAAAUCAAAGCCAUACUCCACAAGACAGUGAACUCAUCAAGGAAGGACUGGUCAGAGAAGUUGGAUGAUGCUUUGUGGGCUUACAGAACUGCUUACAAAACGCCAAUUGGGAGAUCUCCAUACUCUUUGAUCUAUGGGAAGUCUUGUCCAUUUACCUCUUGA
Molecule: messenger RNA, 1011 nt
Organism: Microthlaspi erraticum
Lineage: Eukaryota; Viridiplantae; Streptophyta; Magnoliopsida; Brassicales; Brassicaceae
Source: the annotation of a GenBank genome assembly